UUCCGAAGCGAACAUGGCAUACACGUGGAGAAGUUCGCGUCCAUGCAUCUGUCAUACGCCCGAUAACGAUCGAUACUGCAUAGCUUCUUUAACUCAUAGAUGAGUCAGAGGAUGCUGACAUGCAGUCGAGAAAUUGUCUUCAGUUAACGUUGGCGAUACUCAAGCCGCACGUUGUCAAAUCCCCGUUCGCUCUCCAGAAGAUUCGCGAUUUAAUAAUCGACAAUAAUUUCAAAGUUGUCAGAUCGCGUAGGGCGACGAUAUCUCGCGAAGAGGCCGAACUGUUUUACAAGGAGCACAAGGAUAAGUUCUUUUACAACCGCCUCUUGACUUUCAUGUGUAGCGGCCCAUCCGAUAUUCACAUUCUAGCGCGUCAGGACGCUAUUGCCAAAUGGCGACAGUUGAUGGGCCCUACUAAGGUCUAUCAGGCGCAAUAUAGUGCACAGGAUACUAUCAGAGGAACGUUUGGCCUGUCGGAUACCAGAAAUGCCACACACGGAUCUGUACCACCGCAGCUUCGUGAUUGAGUAUGUCCGUUCGUUGUGCAUCGGUUCGGUAAGUCGUAUAAAUCUGUUCAAGUAGUAUAUUUUGUUUCUAUCAACAUUGUUUUCACAAGUCCACAAAACAUUAUUAUUUAAAUUAUUAGUUAGUUUAUUGUUAUCUUACUGCUUAUAUUUCUUACAAGAAGAAAGCAUUUAAAACAUUUUUUAAUAUUUAUUAUAAUGUAAACAAUUUUUGUGAAUUCAAUGAUCUCUUGUGGAAAGUUAAACAAUGCGAUUGUGAAUAAAUGUUAUUAAUAGAGAAGGAGAUGAUAUUAUAAAAAGGCAUUUACAUUUGAUACAAUAACUUUGUUAAUAAUCAGCAUUUUUAAUUGAA
Molecule: messenger RNA, 873 nt
Organism: Solenopsis invicta (red fire ant)
Lineage: Eukaryota; Metazoa; Arthropoda; Insecta; Hymenoptera; Formicidae
Product: nucleoside diphosphate kinase 6
Exons: 3
Coding region: 120-524 (134 amino acids)
Biological process (GO): GTP biosynthetic process; UTP biosynthetic process; CTP biosynthetic process
Molecular function (GO): nucleoside diphosphate kinase activity
Source: RefSeq, a predicted model, not a curated record